Molecule: messenger RNA, 1520 nt
Organism: Raphanus sativus (radish)
Lineage: Eukaryota; Viridiplantae; Streptophyta; Magnoliopsida; Brassicales; Brassicaceae
Product: F-box/kelch-repeat protein At3g13680-like
Exons: 1
Coding region: 72-1211 (379 amino acids)
Molecular function (GO): protein binding
Source: RefSeq, a predicted model, not a curated record
GUGACCAAGCUGACUUUAUCAACAAGGCAGAGCAGAGCCAGAGAAAGAAACCCUAAUCGAAGCUUGAAAUAAUGAAAACAAUUUUCGAUCUUCCAGAAGAUUUGAUAGUAGAUGAGAUACUUUCUAGGGUGCAGAUGACAUCACUGAGAUCAGUGCGGUCUACAUGCAGAAAGUGGAACGUUUUAUGUAAAAAUCGGAUCCUUUUUGGUAAAGCAGCAGAAGCAAAGAAGCGGUUCAUGAUGAUGGACUCGAGGAUUUGUUUAGCGAACUUCGACGUCAGCAAAGACCGUCCAUCUAUAAAAAAAGUAAAAGUACUCGAUCAAAUCGAGAUAUCUAAGGUGUUUCAGUGUAAUGGCUUGUUGCUAUGCGUCCUUAAGGACUGCUCUAGGCUCUUGGUAUGGAAUCCUUAUUUAGGGCAAACGAGGUGGAUCGAACCCAGACACAGUUUCCAACGCGAUGACAGGUUUGCUAUCGGACACGACAGCAACAACCUUAACCACAAGAUCCUGAGGAUAUUCGAGAUUGAUCUAGUUGCAGAUAGACUCGUUUUCGGGUUCGAACUCUACGAGUUUAGCUCGAGUUCUUGGAAGGUUCUUGAUGAUGUCGCUCCCCAGUGGGAGAUAUUGUCUGAUGUACGCAGCGUCUCUUUAAAAGGAAACGCUUAUUUUACUGCACAUAAGAACACAAGUGAAGAAUGGACAGAGAGACGAAGAGUCCUUUGUUUUGAUUUAACAACAGAGAGGUUUGGACCGCUUCUGCCACUACCGUUUCAGUAUGAACGAGGAGGCUUAUUCACGUCUCUAUCUGUUUUUAGAGAGGAGCAGCUCGCCGUGUCUUAUCAACACCGGGUGUCACGUGGGACGGUCGAGAUUAUUGUGACGGAUAAGAUUGGUCCUGAUGUUGUGUCUUGGACAAAGUUUUUUAAACUCGUCACUAACUAUUGUUUGCGACCUUAUUCCGGUAGCUUUUUCACUGACGAGGAGAAGAAACUUGCUGUGUUUUUCGUUCUAGAUUCAUGUUGUUACCAAACUGCUCACGUCAUCGGACAAGAUGGAUACUUCAAAUCUGUGAGAAUCCGAGAAGCUCCCUAUCUCGAGAAUGAUUUUUAUCCUCGUAUAAGAUAUUGUGAGCCACUGGUGUGCGCUUCAUAUCUUCCAAGCUUAGUGCAACUGCAAACCAACCAACCAAACGUGCUAAUGGAAAGAAUGUGAUUACUCAUUAACAUGUAUAUUUUGCAUCAUCUUCUUUAGGACAAUUUCAUUCAUUUGUGUUUUACUUUUUCUAUCAUUGGCUUUUUAAUGUUUUGAUGACUCUAGCAAUUAUUCAUUUGUGGUUUGCCCUCCCCAUCAAGCUUUAGCCAGCUGUUUUAAAUUUACUGAAAUAGCUUUUCUUAGAACCCUCUCGUUUAGUUAGGCCAUAGGUUCACGUGUUAACGCUUUUGAUGAAAUAGCUUGUUAGAGAUUUCAUGAUACAUAUAUAUUAAUGAGAUUUCACGUUCUGGAGAAAUAUUUGGAGAUGCU